Messenger RNA from Annulohypoxylon truncatum, 2242 nucleotides. Its product is annotated as polysaccharide lyase family 4 protein. The coding region runs from base 42 to 2081 and encodes 679 amino acids. Gene Ontology annotation, molecular function: carbohydrate binding; catalytic activity. Lineage: Eukaryota; Fungi; Ascomycota; Sordariomycetes; Xylariales; Hypoxylaceae. The transcript is spliced from 9 exons. Gene Ontology annotation, biological process: carbohydrate metabolic process. The record is from RefSeq and is a predicted model, not a curated record.
UGCUCUCGUAUCACGCGUUUACAUCUUGAAGUUGAAUCAAGAUGCUGUCCCGGUUUUUCUCCAGCUCGUGUCUCAUUCUCCUGUCCCUUUCUAGAUGCGUCUGCGCGAAAGUGGUUGCAACCGAAAAUGCUACGGCACUAGUCAUCCAGAAUGACCGCCUAUUCACACGUGUCGACAAGGCCUCUGGGGCUAUGGAUGCUAUAUUCCUGGACGGCCAAAAUCUCUUGGGCACACGGUCAGGAUCUACCGGCAUAUUCAAUUUAGACUGUUAUUGUAUCCCAAGUGGUUUUUGGACACCGGGAUCGACACAACCAACCUAUGAGCUGUAUGCCGGAACAGACUCUACGGGCACUAGCUACGCCGGUAUAAGGAUGUCCGACACUUACACGCCCACUGGACAAGUUCUAGAACAGUAUUGGUUCCUCAGGGAUGGGGAGACCGGCUUUCAUACCUUCUCACGCCUCGCGUAUUACAACGAGACCACACCGUUCUUGCGAAACCUCCAGGAGUUCCGAACAUUAUUCCGACCUAACUCGAACAUAUGGACUCACCUUGUGACUAACGAAAGGCAAUAUGCGCCGCUACCCGGCGCCGAGGCCGUGGCAAACGAGGUCGUCGUACAAGAUGCUACAUGGUACUUGGGAAAUACGCCUAAUGAUCCGUAUGUUCAAGAGGAAGCCGACUACUUCACAAAGUACACAUUCCAGGAUACAUGGAGAAAUCAUGAUGCUCACGGGAUGUACGCCGAUGGGUCCCAAAUCGCGGACAAUUCAACCUUCGGAGCUUGGAUGGUUAUGAAUACUAGGGAAACCUAUUUCGGAGGCCCGCUACAUUCUGAUUUGAUCGUCGAUGGAAUUGUCUAUAACUAUAUAGUCUCAAACCAUCACGGAGACCAAACGCCAAACAUCACAAAUGGAUUUGACCGGACAUUUGGCCCGCAUUUCUAUUACUUUAAUCAUUUCCCGGCCGGAACCGAUCUUCAGGUUCUCCGAGAGGAUGCUGUGAAGUUCGCAAACCCGGAAUGGAGUGCCGACUUCUACGAUUCUAUUGCAAAAUACGUGCCCAACUACGUUACUAGCAAACAGCGUACUACUUGGAACCUACAGGUAGAUCUGCCUAAAAAUGCCAAAAACCCCAUAGCCGUAUUAGCACAGAACGGUGUCGAUUUCCAAGAUAACGUUUUAGACACCAAGGCCUAUCAAUAUUGGGCUGAAAUUAACGAGAGCGGUCACGCGACCAUUCCACGAGUGAAAACUGGCACGUACCGACUUACGAUCUACGCGGACGGAAUAUUCGGACAGUACAUUCAAGAUGGUGUGACGGUACGUGCCGGAAAGGUAGAUACGACUCGGGUUAAUUGGGUAGAAGAAAGCCAGGGAGUCGAGAUCUUCCGCAUCGGCACGCCCGACAAAAGCAGCGGUGAGUACCGGCAUGGUUACGAGCCCGAUCUGACACACCCACGCCACCCAGAGCAGUACAGGAUAUACUGGCCGGUAUACGACUUUGUCGACGACUUCCCAGAAGGUGUGACGUUCAAGGUUGGCGAAAGCGAUGUGGCCAAAGAUUUGAACUAUGUCCACUGGAGCGUAUUCGGGGGCUAUGCUAACACGCUUCGCCCUGAAGCGUACUACGGCGACGGCAACGUAAACAAUUGGACCAUCGUAUUUGACUUGGAAAAAUCUCAAUUUUACCAGAAGCAGCAAGCAACAUUCACUGUCCAGCUAGCUGGAGCCAAGACUGCCGCAGGAAACACCGACGUGUACAAUGCUUCGGAGCCUUAUUCCAAUUUGCCAUAUACGGUUAAUGUCAACGGAAAGGACCUUGCGCCUUGGAUAAUUCCUUACUACCAAAGCAGCUCUUGUGCAGUGCGGUCCGCAGUCAUUUGCUACAACGUCGCGAAUAAGUUUACCUUCGAUCCAGCUUUGCUCAAGGAGGGCGAGAAUAAAAUCGUCCUAAGCCUACCAUAUAAUGCCACCGACUACGAGAGCGCAGUGCUGCCUAGCUCGGUCUAUGUGCAGUACGACGCAUUGAGACUAGAAGUCAGCUCAGGGACGAAACACGGCUAUAAGAGAGCCACGUAAAGUAUUUUAAUUCAAGAUCUCGGGGACCUGUGACUAAAAAUAACCUGAUAUCUUAUUAGUAUUUAAUGAUCGAAGCAUAUAUCUUUCUUGCUUAAUAUCUACUGCUCUGUAUAAUACAGGAGCAUUCGUUGUUCUCAUGCUGCGCCCCAAGCAAUAGAGCA